UGUGGCCGUCGUCGCUGUGCCCUCGGAAUAAGCUUUUGUCUUUUUCCUUACUCCAGCUCCAAAACGAAGUGAAGUGGAAGCAAAAUCCAACAACUUUUUGCUGACACUUUGCUUCUUAUUUAAACAUUUAAAUAACCAGGUCUUGUCUUUUCUGGCCAAAUCGUCUUUCCUGUUGAUCUCACUCCUGUGGUCUGCUCUUGCUCCUGUUUAUACUCCUGUUUGGUCUGCUCUUUGCCACUUUUUUUCCACUUUCUUUCUGCACUUGAACAAAAUCCAACCAGAUUCAACUCUAUUCAGCCCUAUUUAUAUCACCUUGCUCUCCCAUUGCAUUUCAUCCACUCAAACACAAGAAAUUUCAUAUAGAUCAUGUCUCAAGAUCAGUCAAGGAACAUCAACAUUCCAAAGCCAAAGCCAAAGUUUUCUGUGGACUUCAGCGACAGUGCCUCUCUGAAAUCUCUAUCUCCUCCAAUUCCUAGCAACUUCAGCAUCAACACCUCAAUUACAAACAACAACAGUCUCUACCAAAAUCAAGAACGUUUGAUUUAUCAUGAAAUUGAAAGAAGAAACUCCACCUCCUUCAACAACUCUUUGUACAAUAACAGCCCUGCCAAAUCAAUCACAAUACUAGAUAUCUCAACAAACUCAAAAUCAAACCUUUCUUCAUCUUCCAUAUCCUCUUCAAAUUCAAAUCAAAACCAAAACCAAAACCAAAACCAAAACCAAAUUCCUAGUUCAAUUUCAAUUUCAAAAAAUAUCAACAUGAACAAUAAUCUGACCAUAAAUGAUAAUACCUCCACCCACACAAACACCAACAACAACAUAAGCAGCUUUCCCUCCAGCAUAUCGUUGGCCAACAGUGCCUACAUCAAAUCUACCCCUGCCGAUCCUCACACAACUAAAACUGAUGUGGAGUCAAUUGUCUCAGUUAGAAGAAGUUUUUCAUCAAAGUCCAUCCAGAACUACUCUGACGAUAAUCUCAAUGACACAACCUUCAACACUAACUCAAACACAAUCAAAAACUCAAACUUGUCUGCCAACCUCUCCUACACUCUCACCAAUGCCAGCUCCACCUUAAAUAACAACAACCCAACUGUUGACUCCCACCACGACUCUCAAAGUGUCCACAGCACUUUUCGUGACAGAAACAAAACCAUCACUCCCAAAGAUGCUCUUCAAUCCUUAUCAAACUUGGCUUCAGACCUCAAUGCCAACAGCCCAAACCCCAAUUCUACCAACAAGAGGUACUCUUCUCUUAACAACGACCAGUCAAGCAGCAACAGCAACCUUGUCAACGUCGACUCAAAUGAAACAACAAACAACAUCCCAAACAAUAACAACUCCACCACCUUCUUCUCAUCUGUAUUCAGUGCCACUGCCUCCUCAAUAUCAACCACCUUUCAAAAAACAUUCAAAAAUAACAACAACAAUACCAAUCCCAAUUCCAAUGACAACGACAAUGAUUCCCAGCUUUCAAUCAACGACUCUCAAAACCUAUCUUCCCCCUUUAACCACCAUAAAAGAGCUCCAUCGGCUCCCAUAUUCCAAUCCAAUUACUCCAUUACAAAUGACACAAACGCUUUUGACUCAGAUGGAAUAACCGCUACUCCAAACAUGCUCUCCUACCGUCGUGGUAGAAAAGUCUCCAACUCAAUUCACUCUCCUUCCCAGCUAAAGCCCUCGAACGAUUUCCUAUCCUCUGCCCCAAUGUUGCUUAAAGACUCCCAACAAAAGUCUUUACUACAAAGACACAGCAUUCCUGCUAACAUCAACAGCAGUGAUGGAAGUCUUAACAGCAUCAACAACAGCAACAGUAUCAAUAACAACAAUAACAAUAACAAUAACAAUAACGACAUAAAUGAACGCUACAACAAAAAACACUACAUUGACGAAAAAGCUCUUUCCACAAAAUAUAGAUUCGCCUCUCUAAAAAGAAACCAGGAAUUUCACGAAAUUUUCAAAUCAAUCUCAACAGACGAUAGAUUGAUCGACGAUUUUUCUUGCGCCUUGAGCAGAGAAAUCCUACUUCAAGGCAGAAUAUACAUUUCAAAUAACAGCAUCUGUUUCAAUUCAAGACUACUAGGUUGGGUAACCAACUUGGUCAUCUCCUUUGAUGACGUUGUAGGCUUCGAAAAAACCUCAACUGCUGGCCUAUUUCCCAACGGAAUAGCCAUCCAAACAACUUUCUCAAAACAUUAUUUUGCUACCUUCAUAUCAAGAGAUUCAAGUUACGAAUUCUUUGAUAUCAUCUGGAAAGCAUACAUGACAAAUAAACUCAUCAAUGACGACUCUUCAAAUGGUUCCAAUGGGUCCAAUAGUUCCUCGAACAAUCUAUUCACAAAUAAUCAAAAUUCUCAAAAUAUCAAUAAUAAUGACACCACAACUACCACCACCACCAAUAAUAAUAAUAAUAAUAAUAAUAAUAAUAAUAAUAAUAAAACGACAGAUAAUGAGCAUGCCAACGACAACAAUAACUUGGAUCGAUCCCUAACCUUGAGUAACAGUAGUAGCACCAUUAUAAGGCAGGCCUCAAACAAUAGUGAAAUAGAUCACAACGGUUCUUUAUUACCAAAUGGCAAUACUACCUCUAACGAUAAAAACAAUAGCAAUAAAAGACAUAGUACCAACAAUAGUCUUGACUCAAUUCAAAAGCAAAUUCUAAGUGUUGACGAUGAGUCUGAUUUUGACGAAGAAGAUGAAGAAGACGAAGAAGACGAUGACGAGGAUGAUGCUGGCUAUGAUGACGAUGACGAGGAUUCUUCAAGUAAUGGAAACCAUCAUGAUGACACAUUUGACUUUGAGAGACACAGCAGAUCUUCUAUUUCUCUGCCUCUUGCUAAUGGCUCCUUAACAGACUUACCCUUUUCAGGUCCUGUUAUUCAUCAACCAACUGAAUUUUUUGUUAAUUCUGAUGAUAAUAAUGAAAUUAUAUUGAAAAAGGAUGUCAUAUUAGAUGCUCCACUAGGCUAUAUUGUUGAUUUAUCAUUUGGUGAAACCGAUAUAACAUUUCAUAAAAAUUUUUUAAAAUCUCAAGACUCUUCUGAAAUCACUGAGUAUGGAAAUUUUAUAUUGAACAAAGAAAAAAAUAGAAAAGAAAGAAGCUAUCAAUAUUUAAAAGCAUUGAAUUUUGCUAUUGGCCCCAAAUCAACUCAAGUUAAAGCUAUCGAGUAUAUUAACAACUUUGACUUGAAUCAGAACUGCGAUAUCAUUCUAAAAGUCAUGACGCCCGAUGUUCCAAGUGGUGGUGUAUUUGACGUUGAUACAAGAUAUCAAUUUGCUUGGGCUGAAAAUAACAAGACAAAAUUGGCAAUUUCUUAUAAAAUUAAUUGGUCUGGUCGUAGCUGGAUAAAAAGUAUGAUUGAGAAAAGUACUCUAAGUGGCCAACAAAAAGCUGCAGAUGAUUUCACUGAAAUGUUACAAACAGAUAUUAAACAAAAUUCAGCCAAAAUAAAAGAAUAUUACAGUAGAGGUAAAUUACUCAAUGAACCUGCUGAUAAUGUCACCAAAAAGAAGACUAAGAGAAAACCUUCCAAAAAAUCGUCAGUCAACUCACUUAAAAAGCAAAUGGAAGCUAAAUACAAAGAAGCUAAAGAAAAGGAAAUACAAGAAAUUAAGAAUAAAUUCAACAAAGAACCAAGAACAUUUAAUUUAUUAUCUAUAUUUUUUGUAUUAUUUUUCAUGAUUUUGAUUUUAUUUUUCAUUCAAUAUCAAUUUCUUCAAAUGAUACAAUUACAAAAUCAACUUUUAGUCAGACUAGAACUGAAAUUGGAUAAUAUAGGAACCCUCAAAACCUAAUUAUAAGAACUAGUUAUAAUUAAUCUUCAAUUGUAUUAGUUUUAAAAGUCACUAUUGCUUUCUGAUUUUUUGAUAAUUGUUAUUACUUUUAUUUUUAU
This is a messenger RNA of Ascoidea rubescens DSM 1968, 3890 nucleotides long. RefSeq names its product GRAM and VASt domain-containing protein. Gene Ontology annotation, molecular function: sterol binding; sterol transfer activity. The record is from RefSeq and is a predicted model, not a curated record. Gene Ontology annotation, biological process: intracellular sterol transport. Gene Ontology annotation, cellular component: endoplasmic reticulum-plasma membrane contact site; endoplasmic reticulum membrane; mitochondrion. The transcript has a single exon. Lineage: Eukaryota; Fungi; Ascomycota; Saccharomycetes; Ascoideales; Ascoideaceae. The coding region runs from base 367 to 3792 and encodes 1141 amino acids.